UUGAAGCAGCCGAGCACCAUAAUAUCCCACGCGUUUAUCGAGACCGCUGCUUACGAUACAAACGCAACGACCAGCACAACUCAUCCAUAUUAGGCCCGUAUUCAGUCGAAGUGCACUGCACCGAGGUUGGAACCAGUACCCCUUGAAUAGUAUUACAAAUUUCAGAUUCGAACGGAAGCGUCGCGAAGGGGCCGCAUCAUCGGAUCAGUUUUCUUAUUGUUAUUGCGAGUAGCAACGCUAGCAGCUGUUUUCCGCGGGGGAAUGGCGGCAGCUGCGGUCCUUCAGGUGGCAGAGUCGAAAUCUCCGACCAGCCGUCACGAUUACCCGACAGAUUCCGCCGCACCUUCCGCCGCAUCAACCUCUGCGGCGCACAAGUCGGCGUUCCGAGGCGAUCUCCCAAUGGAUCCCUCGUCUCUCGCCGCCGCCAGAUCCGGCGGCUCCGCCGUUGGCGGCGCAGAUGGAAGGCCCGUCGCGUACGCGGCUUAUACGCAUGAGACAAAAGCGACGGCGAUUGUAGCGGCGAGAGAGCGAAAAGCGACUGUAGCGACCGAGCGACGGAACAUACGUGUAACGAACGACAGCUACGACCACGACUCCGAGUCGGCUGACUGGACCAGGACUUCCUGCUACACUUCUAGCGAAGAUAUUCACACCGUUGUUAGCGCUACUACUGCUACCGAAGCCUCCCAUAUCGAGAGAAUCCCGCGGUUUCCAGCGAGGGGCUCCGCGGCUGCUGGCGGCGCCGCCGGUGGGGGCGCGUGCCACCGAACCUACUCGGUUCGGCCCAAACGUCAGCCCGUGCUUCGGCACGCGGCGGAGGUGAUUCUUUUUCCCAGGGCGAGCUUCCAUCGUGCAAGCGACCGUCGCGGCGCCGCCGACUCGGCGGACCACUACAACUACAACUCCGAGUCAGGUCACAGCCAGCCGAGUCGCCCGCGACUCGGGGUCGGCCAGUCCACGCGCCGCGCUUUGACUCGGUCGGCGUCGUUCGUCGGAGGCGACUCGGGGGCACUGUCCAGUUCAGACUCGUCUUUCGCUUUCCACGUCAGCGCCUCCGGAACCGCCAUCGUCGCUACUGGCAGUGCCGCCGCCGGAGACGCCGCAUCGGCCGCCGCAUCGCCGGAGGCCAUGUCGGCGGAGGCGGCGGCGGCGGCGGUGGUGGCAGCGGGGCAGUCAUCACCGGUUUACUCGGCUGCAGAAACCGGCGGAGAGGGAACGCCCACGCCCAGCUCCAUGGGGUCUCGAUCUCCCUCUCGAGCGCCGUCAGAUGCGGCGGCGGCGACGGCGGCGGCGCAAACCGUUUCUCCCGGGAAAGGGGCUUCCGGUUCCUUCGCUAUAGGAAGCCGCGGCGGCCCCCGCUCCCCGACUCCGCCCACCUCCCCCGCCGUUCCGCGGACCCCCAGCCUCUGCCUUCCCCCUUCACCUGCCUCCUCCCGGCGUACCCAGCCUCCGCCCUCGCCGUCUUACGCUUCCGCCCGCCCACUUCCGCCGACUUCCCCUUCCGUCUCCCCCCGCAGGCCUCGCCCGUUUCCUCCCCUUGCGAUUCGCCCUCGUCGUCGUUCUCGUUCGCCGUCCCUCGGGCGACGUCGCACGAGUAUCGAGCCGCGGUGGCGGCGACGAUUAACGGCGUCUCCGGUAGCGGCGGCGGCGGCGGCGGAAUUGGCGGCAGCAAAUCCGGGCAGCAGGGAAAGCUUCUUCGCAGCGUGAGCAGCCAAUGGGACAGCUCGUCGCGCAGCCUCCGGGCAGGGCGGAAUCUUGCUGGAAGCAGCCCGAACCGGAUGCUGUCAGUCAACGUGCAUCUGCAGGCAGCAAUCGCGUGUGUAGCGACUGACUCAGCAUCCGUCGCAGCUGACUCAUCAUCUGCUGCGGCUGAGUCACCAUGUGUCGCGGAAGCGUCCCCCUCUGCGCCUCCUGCUGCCGCCCGGAGUGCGACAGCUGGCGGCAUCCUGCGACGUGGCGGGCUGAAGCGCAUGCCGUCGCUUGACACCAUGUCAUCGCCUGCGUAUGCCACGUCGCCACCGUCCCCCGCCAGCUCACCACUCACCAGAGCUGCUGCUGCUGCUGGUGGUGCUGGUGGUGCUGCAUCUAGCACGGCCAGUGCUGGUGUCAACGAUACUGCAUACACCACUGCUGCUGCAGCUAUUUCUGCAUCUUCUGCCGCACAUCACUCCCGCGGUCUCUCACUCGGCGACUCCCCCCCCACCCCGUCCCUCGGGGAAUCCCCU
This is a messenger RNA of Closterium sp. NIES-67, 2225 nucleotides long. Lineage: Eukaryota; Viridiplantae; Streptophyta; Zygnematophyceae; Desmidiales; Closteriaceae. The record is from the annotation of a GenBank genome assembly.